AUGGAGAACAAGGCAGCUACAGAGGAGCCCCUGCUCGUGUCGCGGUCCGAGCACACGGCCGCGGCGGAGGCCAAGCGGCUGCUGAGCCUGGCGGGGCCGCUGGUGGCCAGCUGCAUCCUGCAGAACGUGGUCCAGCUCGUGUCCGUCAUGUUCGUGGGCCAUCUCGGUGAGCUACCCCUCGCCGGCGCCUCCCUGGCAAGCUCGCUCGCCAACGUCACCGGCUUCAGCCUGCUCGCCGGCAUGGCGAGCGCGCUGGACACGCUGUGCGGGCAGGCCUUCGGGGCGAGGCAGUACGGCCUCCUGGGUGUCUACAAGCAGCGCGCCAUGCUGGUGCUCGCGCUCGCCUGCGUCCCGAUCGCCGUGGUCUGGGCCAACGCCGGCCAGAUCCUCGUGUUCAUCGGCCAGGAUCGCGACAUCGCCGCGGAGGCCGGCGCCUACUCCCGGUGGCUCAUACUGGGCCUCGUCCCCUACGUCCCGCUCGCGUGCCACAUCCGGUUCCUGCAGACGCAGAGCAUCGUGGUGCCGGUCAUGGUCAGCUCCGGUGUCGCUGCGCUGGGCCACGUCUUGGUGUGCUGGGCGCUGGUGUUCAAGGCCGGCAUGGGCAGCAAAGGCGCUGCGCUGAGCAGUGCCAUUUCCUACUCCUUCAACCUGGCCAUGCUAGCUCUCUACGUGAGGUUCUCAAGCGCGUGCAAGAGGACAUGGACUGGAUUCUCCACGGAGGCUUUCAGAGACCUUCUCCGGUUCACCGAGCUCGCCAUCCCGUCGGCGAUGAUGGUCUGCUUGGAGUGGUGGUCCUUUGAACUGCUUGUGCUUCUCUCUGGUCUGCUGCCCAAUCCUAAGCUUGAAACCUCAGUACUGUCGAUAUGUCUAAACACUGGUGCUUUGCUGUUCAUGGUGCCAUUUGGUCUUUGUACAGCCAUAAGCACACGUGUUUCAAAUGAACUUGGUGCCGGUGAGCCCCAAGCAGCGAAGCUAGCAACUCGAGUGGUCAUGUGUAUCGCUUUGUCUACAGGCUUGCUGCUCGGCUCUACCAUGAUUCUGCUACGCAAUUUCUGGGGUUACAUGUACAGCAAUGAACCUGAAGUCGUCACAUACAUUGCUAGAAUGAUACCAGUUCUUGCGAUAUCGUUUUUCACAGAUGGGCUCCAUAGUUCUCUAUCAGGAGUGGUGACUGGAUGUGGUGAGCAGAAGAUUGGUGCACGUGUUAAUCUCAGUGCGUACUACUUGGCAGGCAUUCCUAUGGCCGUGUUGCUUGCAUUUGUCCUCCAUCUGAAUGGAAUGGGUCUGUGGCUGGGCAUCGUUUGUGGCAGCCUCACCAAGCUUGUGCUGCUCCUGUGGAUCACACUGCGGAUAAACUGGGAGAAAGAGGCAAUCAAGGCAAAAGAAACGGUGUUCAGUUCAUCUCUUCCCAUAGCAUGA
Messenger RNA from Miscanthus lutarioriparius, 1419 nucleotides. NCBI's taxonomy places the organism in Eukaryota, Viridiplantae, Streptophyta, Magnoliopsida, Poales, Poaceae. The record is from the annotation of a GenBank genome assembly.